GAGAGAGAGUGGAGAAGAUUGGAUCAAAUAUUGUUAGAGUUUCACCCCAUCAGUUCAGCUGGUACUUGGAACUAUCCAAAUAAAGUGUUAACCGAAGCCAUUUCCUCUUUAUCAAGUUCCUCUUCUCAAACUGGCACAAUCUUAAGACCUCAGAACUCAGACCUCUCCUUCCAUUUGCGUGUUCAUGGGAGCAUGACAAUGGAUUGGAUAAUACCCCUUUCAUUCUACUUAUCAGUGCCUCAAGGUGCUUUGGCUUUUAACAUUGACCCAGUUGCUUGGAAGUAUGUCAGCAAACCUGCUGCUGCUGGGUUUGGAUACAAGGUGGUACAGAAUAGCCCAGAAAGGUUGCUUAUAAGUGCCCCCCUGGAGSAGUAUACGCAAAAUAGGAGGGGACAGGUUUACCAAUGUCUGGUCAGAGAUUCAUUUUGCAAACCAUUGUCAAUACAAGUGCCCAGUCAUGGGAUCAAUAUGUCUCUUGGUUUGUCAAUGACAAAGGAUCCAGAGUCACUAAACACCAUGGUAUGCGGACCAACCAUCCCAAGAGAGUGCAAAACCAUCACCACCUACAACGGGAUGUGCUUUGAAAUUGACCCAAGUCUUAAAGUGGGACAACCUGUCCCUUCAUCUCUGGAAGAAUGUCCUGGGCAAACAGACAUAGCCUUUCUAUUGGAUGGUUCAGGAAGUGUUCAUGGAAGUGAUUUUGAAAAAAUGAAAACCUUCGUGAAAGAUCUGAUCAAGGAAUUUCUGGGAAGGGAUACUAAGUUUGCAGUUGCCCAGUAUUCAAGAUAUUGCACUAUACAUUUUGACUUAAAUUCGUUUAAAGUCAUGAAUUGGGAUAAUCAAGUGAGUAGUAUUCGUCAACAAGGUGGAGGGACUUACACGGCAGCAUCCAUCAAAAAAGUUGUCCAAGAUGUCUUUUCAACGAGUYGAGGAUCCAGACCAAAGGCAAAGAAGAUCUUGAUAGUCAUUACAGAUGGAGAAUCAAAUGACAGCGAGAUGCUGGGGAAGGCAGCCUCUGAGGCUGAAGCAAAAAACAUUAUUCGAUUUGCCAUUGGGGUGGGCGGAGCCUUUUCUUCGUCCUCAGCAAGAAAGGAGUUACAAACAAUUGCCUCCUCUCCACCAAGCAACCACAUGUUUCAAGUGGGCAGCUUCCAAGCACUUGGCCAAAUCAAGGAUACAUUACAGAACAGCAUUUUUCCUAUUGAAGGAUCUCAGACUACUGGGGAAUCUAUACAGAUGGAAAUGGCCCAGGAGGGAUUCAGUGCAGCAUACAUACCAGGGGGAGGAUUCCAGAUGGGAUCUGUUGGAGCCUUCCAAUGGAGGGGGGCUUACCAGGAAUACACUAGGAGCACUUUAAACCCUACACCACAACAGAGUCUGAACAUGGAACCAGAUAGCUAUAUGGGGUACUCCAUGGCAGUUGCUAGGACACAGAGUCGCCYGUUUACCAUUUUAGGUGCUCCAAGAUUUAAACACACUGGACGAGUGGUGGUUCUUCCGUCCAAAGACACAGACAAGCCGAUAGAAUUUUCUGGACAGAUUGGCGCUUAUUUUGGGGCAGAGGUCUGUGCGAUGGAUGUGAAUAAAGACUCAUAUAGCGACCUAGUCCUCAUAUCAGCUCCGAUGUUCACAGACAGAGACAGAGAGGGCAGGGUAUAUGUCUGUACCAUCAGUGACAGGUCUGGGGUGGCCUGUCAAUUAGUUGCUGAGAUGACACUGGUGGGGGAUGCAGGACAGAUGGGCAGGUUUGGAACUUCUCUUGCCCCACUGCCUGACCUGAAUAUGGAUGGAUUUAAUGAUUUAGCUGUCGGAGCACCUCUAGAGAACGAUGGUCAAGGAAGUGUCUACAUAUUCCAUGGGACGAGAAGUGGAAUCAGCAAAAUCAAAUCUCAGAGAAUUUCAGCCUCAGAUGUACAGCCUGGAUUAAAGUAUUUUGGACUGURCAUCAGUCAGACUUCCCUGGACAUGAGUUCGGACUCUCUCCCAGACUUGGCCGUGGGAUCAAAUGGGGCUGUUCUCUUACUCAGAGGGAAGGCCUUAGUAACAUUGACGGCACAAGUUUCCUUCAACCCAGCCAAAAUCCCCACCAUCCAGUCGGACUGCAGUAAACCCCUGAGCAACAUUGCUAAAGUCUGUUUCCCCAUGACCAGACAAACAACAGACACAAAAGCAAAGGCAAAGAUUAACUAUACUUUAACUCUGGAUGUGACCCGRCAAGCUCCAAACUAUCGUGCUUAUAUCCGUCCAAAGAUACGGGAGGAAACGAAAACUAUUYCAUUAAGACUUCAAGAGSKAUGCUUCUCUCAWWCKUUCURUAUUGAGGCUUGCCCAGAGGACUCCCUCAAUGAACUGUCCAAUGAACUUGACUUCACAUUUGAAGGGUUGCCAACAUCUCCUGGUGGCCUCAGCCCUAUCCUUUCCCCGCAGUCUCCGACUACAACAUAUCAUCCUUUAGGUUUUGAGAUCAACUGUGGCGCUGAUAACAACUGCAUUGACAACCUGAAAGUGGAUUUUAAUUUCACUAGGUCUUCAGAGGUGAGGGUUGGCAUAGAUGAGGUGAUAAAUGUGACAGUGUCAGUCGAGAGCAGGGAAGAGAACUCUUACAACAGCCACGUUAUUCUCACAUACCCUGCAGGACUUUCAUUCAGGAAGUUCACAAUACUCCAGGGAAGAGUGGAGUGUAACUCAUCAGACAGUGUGGGAAAUGUAAUGUGGGGACAAAGUGACUGCACCAUUGACAAGCCAAUCUUCAAAAGCAAUUCUAAGAGGGAACUAGACAAAGGUCCCCCAGAGAACGUUCCCUUSGGACCAUCACACAAAGUCAUAAUGAUUAGUAAAAUCAUUUAUGUUGUGAUUAAAAGAAAUGAAGAUUCAACGAGUUAUGUUAAUUUCACUGCCGGGAAAAAUGAUUUGCAGAAACAUGUGAAACAAUCCUUUGAGGUUGAAAAUUAUGAAAGAGGCUUCAAUAUUACUGUGAUAAUCAAGGUGCCAYUGAAGCUUGGUGACAAAGACAUCUGGGCUGAUCCAAAGGGUAUACAGAUUCAAGGUUGUCAAAGAKACAAGGAUGAAGAACCUACUGCCACAGAGUUUGUGGACAAGCUGCAGAAAAAUCACGCUGUGGACUGCUCUGUCGCAAAGUGUGGGGUGUUCAUGUGCAAAAGCUUCAUUAGAAAUUUGGAUCGUAACUCUUACAACAUCACUGGUAACCUCAGCUCUGGAUGGAUAGAACAGAUUGGUCUUGAGUCUGCCCAGUUCAACUUGGUCAGCAGUGCCACUGUAGAUUAUGACAGAAACCAAUACAUCUAUUAUUCUUCGGACUCCAAAAAUAACCCACCUAUACAAAAGAUUGAAACUCAGGUGGAGGUGUAUCCUGAGGUUGACUUCACAAAGGCGGUCAUUGGGGGUGUUGUGGGAGGUCUGCUGCUGUUAGCUUUGAUCACAGCUGGGCUUUAUAAGGCUGGGUUUUUCAAAAGCCAGUUGAAGCAGAUGAUGCAGAAUACAUCAGAAGAUGGACCAGGGGCUGAUGGAGAAGCUGCCCCGCCUGAAUAACAGCAAACAAUUGGACUUGCUCACUGAGUGUGUACAAUUAUUGAAGGGGAAGUUCAAGAUUUUACAACUUGAUGUUAGAUGGUUCCUCACCGAAAAAGUAAUCUAUGGGUCAGGAAAAACAGUAAUCCAUGGUUCGGUUUUCUUUAAAUCUACUAAAAUCUUCAGCUAACUUGAGCCACUGCUAACAAAAAAACUAUGCUAGUGAUAGAUGCAAUCGUGCAAUUUAGGCCAAAUCAACUUCAUAGUUGUUUUUUCGUUAGUUAAUAAACCUUUACCGCAUAAUGUUA
Molecule: messenger RNA, 3836 nt
Organism: Salvelinus sp. IW2-2015
Lineage: Eukaryota; Metazoa; Chordata; Actinopteri; Salmoniformes; Salmonidae
Source: RefSeq, a predicted model, not a curated record